CUCGUGACGCGUUGUUGCUCAGUGCGCUGUGUUGUGUGUUUUGUGUCACAACGGAAAUUAAUUAUAUUUUCUAGAACUAACCAAGACUUCGUACAUUAAUUGACUUAUAUGUGCUGAACGGUAUCCACCUCAACUUGAAUAAAUUAAGGACACAAUGUCAUGUCCAGUCUGAUGGAGAAUUUACAAUAUUAAUCUGUAUGAGCAUGGUCGUAAUUUGACCAAGCUGGUGGUCUGCAAAGCCAAAAAUCGCUGGACUCCUGAGCUUCAACUGCCCUAGAGAUGGACGGGGCGGGGCCGGCGCUGGUGCGGCGCGGCUCCAUGCGGAAGCUGCUGCCCAGCGUACCGGACCAGCAGCAGCAGCUGGCCAUGAGUAACCAGCUGAUCGACAGCCGGACCAGCUCGCCGCGCGGCGCCCACUGCUACGGGCCGUUCUUCCUCGAGUAUGCCCUGCUGGCCGAGUACAACCUGCUGCAGCGGCAGCGGCUGCCCGGCGUGUACACCGUGCCCGCCGCGCGGACGCCGCUGGUGUGGUUCGGAGUGCUGUUCAUACGGCAGGGCUACUACCAGGAGGGCGUGUUCCGGUUCUCCGUCAUCAUCCCUGAGCAGUUUCCCGACGGAGACUGCCCGCGAGUGGUAAUGGAGACGCCCGUCUUCCACCCGCUCGUCCACCCGGAGACGGGCGAGGUGGACAUCCGGCGCGGCUUCCAGCGGUGGAAGCGCAACUCGCAUCACAUCUGGCACGUGCUGCUCUACCUGCGGAAGGCCUUCUACAAGAUCGAGACGGUGCAGCCGUCCAACCCGGAGGCGGCCGUCAUGUUUGAGAAGGCGCGUGACAUGUUCGCGCUGCGAGCCGCCGAGUGUGUGAAGCUGAGCAGGGACCGGCUGAUGGACCCGCCGGCCUCUGACGACCCGCACAGUAUUGUGUUCAGCCAGUUCCGGCCCGAGGUGCACGAGCCCGUCCGACAGGCCAUGCUCCAGCCCAAGAAGGAGGAGGACCUGCCCUCGGGACCGGCCAGCGCCGGCUACUCCUGGGUCCAGCCAGGCACUCUGGACAUCUUCUCCAAGCCCGAGUCGCUCUGAGGUCCGCCCGCCGCGCCGGACAGCCCGAGUGUGACGCUGAGUGACGUUACGGAGGGGUGAUGUGACGGCGAGUGACGUGACGGACGGGCAGCGUGACGGCGAGUGAUGUGACACUGAGUGACGUGACGUCAGCCGGGCCCUCGGACGGUGAUGCGCCGCCGAACCAAAGCGCCCGAGAGACUGUGAUUGUGUGUGUGAUAAAGAGUUACUUCCUCGAAGACGCUAGUACGUGGCUCCAACUAAGGACUGCAACAGCUAACUUUAAAGGGACCCUCCCACCUUAACAUUAGUUUUGAGUUGAGAUAGCCAAGUUUGCGGCCAGGCUCAGAAACCACCAUUUAUCCUGGUCGCAACCCCCGCAGCUUUAUGGUGUUCAAGAAAUUUAUUCCCUUUACUUGCAGGGUGGGACCAGCGUGGUCCCUAUCUCUUAACCAUUACGGGAAUCUGAUGACGUCAUCAGGCUUUCGAACGUCCGUUAAAUGUUUGAUUAAAACGUUUUGUAGCGCGCGGUGGUAUAUGCUGCUUUGCGCGCAACAAAUGCCGCACUUUCAAAUAAAGUCGCUAGGAACAGCGGAGAUCCCAAAAAGUAAACAAAAGUAAAAGUCUAAUAUCUUGAAAACCGGUGAAUAUUUUUCGAUGAAAUUUGGUAGAUAUUCGUUUUUGCUCUUUCUGAACCGAGCGACAUCACUUUCAUGCCAAUUCAUUAACUUUUUUGAAGGUGGGAGGGUCCCUUUAAACUCGAAGAUUACCAUCGUCAAGAGUGACGUAAUGAAUCAUAGUGCAGUCUGCAGGUGGACAAACACCCCGCGCAACUGACUUCCUAUUAGUGGCGACGGAUGGAGAGACAUCUACUACGCUGUGAGGCGGACGACCUUGCAGUAGCGACCCACCCGACGAGCCGUCUGGCAGUACAGGGGACCGCGGCGACAAAAUCAAUGAUAUUCUGAGAACGAGAGCCGCGGGGCUGCGAUAUUGACCGUAGUUAGCCGUGUAGUGCGGGACCCGCCGAGACGGGUUCGGCGAAUAUUGUAUAACAAUAUUGUAUAACAAUGUAAAACAAGACGUAGUUUGGCAGCCGAUUCAGAGUGAAUUUCGCUUGCAUGCGUCGUUAGGAGUUGAAGUCUGAGGCAUGAAAUACGAAGCACAAGUACAUCCUAAUAGUUCUUCACCAUUAAUAUUUAAACAUUAACAUGUAUGUACCGAUUGUAUGUGAUGCUAUGCUACGUUUGUUCCUCCCUGAUCAUAAUUGAUAUUCGUAAUUGUAUGUUGCUGAUCUAUGAAGGCGAUUGCCGAUAUUGUAUCCCGCUAGUGUGUCUUCCAUGGUUGCGCGCAUUCCCUCUAUGAAGUCCACCGUUACCCCGAUUCCAGGGGCGAAGUGACACUGACAUGGAUAAUAUGUCCCGCAUAAUGAUGUGUGAAUGAUCCGUCUCGUCUGACGAAUUCCUAACCCGUUUUAAUGCCGACACUGACGUGCUUCCUGUGAUUCUAGUAGCGGCGGAACCGAACCAGGCCUGGACGCAGCUUCUAAUUAGAGCCUGGCGCCGCCGUGGUUAUUUAAUAAAUGGCUAAUGCAUC
This is a messenger RNA of Amphibalanus amphitrite, 2655 nucleotides long. Its product is annotated as AKT-interacting protein-like. The record is from RefSeq and is a predicted model, not a curated record. NCBI's taxonomy places the organism in Eukaryota, Metazoa, Arthropoda, Thecostraca, Balanomorpha, Balanidae. Bases 280 to 1080 code for a protein of 266 amino acids. The transcript has 6 exons.